This is a messenger RNA of Lactuca saligna, 336 nucleotides long. Lineage: Eukaryota; Viridiplantae; Streptophyta; Magnoliopsida; Asterales; Asteraceae. The record is from the annotation of a GenBank genome assembly.
AUGAAGCAUACAACCAAUUCAUUGCUUCUCAUGCAUACAGAGUUCCUCGUUUUUCUCCUUUUAUUUUCCACCACACUACUCAUUGCCUCUUCUCAAACCAUCGUCGAAACCUUACCUGGAUACCCUGGUCCUCUCCCUUUCAAACUAGAAACUGGGUAUAUCGGGGUAGGAGAAGAUGAAGCUGUUCAGCUAUUUUAUUGUUUUGUUGAGUCAGAAGGAAACCCGGAGGAGGAUCCCCUGAUUGUUUGGCUCGCCGGAGGCCCUGGUUGUGCCACUCUCCGUUCCUUCUUCUUCCAAAUCGGUAAGAUGUCCAUUGGCAUUGGAAAACGAAAUUGA